GAGGAGGAGGAGGAAGAAGGGGAUAGUAGCCGGAAUAAGAGAGAGGGAGAGGACAGAGGAGACUAAAAGGUGUAGCAGGACACAAGUCUCUUGGAGGACAGCGCGUUGUUCUUUGUCUGUGCUUGGAGCAGCACUGCCAAACUAGAGGUAGAGGACAAAGAUAAAUGCCUCACCAACACCAGAGGGAUGUGAUCAUCUUGCAUGAACUUGACGAGGAACGGAGUUUGCUUUUCACAUUCGGCGUCAGCAACCAGGAGGUGCUGCAAGGAUGUAAAUACUCUGUGGAAACUCCAGAUAUGCCUGGAUCGAACAUGAGGAAAUGUGCAGCAGCAUUAAACCGCCUGAUGGAUUCAAUGACGUGGAAACGCUGCCGCUCUCUUGAUUUAUAAAACUUUAAAGUCAACCUGACAAGGGGAUGGGGAGACGAGCCGCUGACCUGACGACUCCAGUGCCAGUUUUGGGUGUUCCGGCUCUUGUGGGCGGCUGGAAGGCAGCGGCGGAGGACAGAAAGAAAGAAGCCCUGCUACAGACUUUGGGUCUUAAUUGCAGCAUUGGCGUUCAGACGUCCCCAGGGAUCAACAAACCAACAACCUUGCUACCUGAACCUCUCUUCCCGUCCACUGAUAGCACCGUUCAAGCAUCCAAAAGCUAUGUCACCAAGGAAACCGAGUACAAGGAGAUACUGCUGGUUACAAAGAGUGAGAAGGAGAAAAGGGCUGCCUUGAAAGUGAAAAGUGGGGAGCUGAAAACCAAAAAAGAAGUGACUUUUAAAACGCCUGCAGGCGAAACCUGCUCUGGGAACUUUAGAAAGACUCAUCCCAGCACCAGAGCGUUUAAGACAAACUUGGCAGGGAACGUGAGCCACUUUAGCACUAAACCUACCAGUCGCUUCACCAAUGGCAGCGUGGUGGACUCAGAGGUGAUGGGAGGGAUCAGCGUGCUAAAUGAUGAGCCCAUACAGGAGAACAGAAAAGAGAGCUGUGCUGACAGAGAACACAGAGGUGUGGCCUUUUACGCAGCUUUAAACGUGCAGGAAAACAUAUGCAGCUCUUGUGGCGGAACACAAUCAGUGAGUAGAAAAUAUUCCUCCUCAGAUGAAAAAAUCUGGAGAACCAAAGCAUCUCAACCAGACAGAUCUUUACAGCCAAAGCUGUCAAGUAACUCCAUCCCCAAACAGCAUCAACUCAGAGACAGAUUGACGUUAGACAACAUACACUUAGAGUGUAGAAAAAUGCCAUUUAACGCGUGUCCGGUGCAUUCACUGGACGAUCCCUCUCUGUCUUUGACGCAUCAAGCCACAGCGAAAAAAGUGACUGUCACUAAAGCAACCAUAGAGACAAGAAAUAAUCGAAAAUCUGUGGCAAACUCCCCAAAGAUAUUUAUAAGACCGUCAAGUCUCAGGCUCAUAACGCCGCUAAUGGCUACGGCUACCAAAGCCAACAUCCCAAAUUCAACGCAUACAUACACCAAGCACCAAAAUGCGUCACAAUUCAAAGAACAUAAAGUCCAGCCAAACGCUAGUCAGAUGUUCACAGCAGCAUCAAAGGAUAAAACAAAUGAUGUAACCGCUAAAACCGUGUUUGGGAGUGAUGAACAAAGACAGACCUUAAAUGCGCAUGAGGAACCAGCAAGAAUUACCAUCAAGGAAAAUGUAUCUGCCGCUGUGAUAUCACACUCCUCUCAUCAACUUCCUCUGUUAGGGGACAGAACACAUGAGAAAUCACCAGAGAAAGUGUCUCAUACGUCUUCAUCCGUUCGUCCAAAUGUCUUAAAAACCGCUCCAUCCCAAACUGCAACUAACCAGCCCAACGCAAGAAUGAACCAUCGCUUCAAAUCUGCCUCUCUCGACAUGCCAGUGAGCAAAAACCCAGCCGUGGGUCCUCAAGUCGGGAUGUGUACCAGCGCAGAGCUAGUUUCUGCUGCAGCCCAUAGUAACACUUUGUACAAGAAUAAAGCCCUCAGGAACUCUUCCACCCAUCUGAAAUCUUCUGCGUCUUCAGCUUCCUCCUCUUUGUCUACGCAGCCAGCAAACCACAGUUACACAAGCGGCUGGUGUUCAUCUCCUCUUCAAACAGGCACCACACAUCAACAGGACAAAUUAGUCAGUCAUUAUGCGGCGCUCGGCACAAACAAAACAACAGGCAUCAACAUCACAGCUAAUAACACUAAUGAGUCAGGUUUCAGCGGAGUCGCCCCCAGUCCGCCAAACAUCACCCAAAAAAGCCUGUUAGCAUGUUCUGUGGUUCCUGACGUGUCAACGGUUCACAACAAAAACUCAUUUCAGAGUAAUAACCAGCAGACAGCGGCAGCCGCCGACGCUAGAACUGGUGAAGCAAGAGCCUGUUCUGACAUGGACUGCGAAUUAAAGAAACAAAUCGCACCAGUUUUGCACCAUGAAAGUCCAGCACAGGUCACCAGCCACCAGACAAGCAUUUGCUUAAUGAAGCCCAGCAGCGCUUGUCCAAAGGGUCGGGGGAGCACACGACAAAGCAGCAGCACAAGCAAUGAAGAACAUCCAGAAGAUGAGCGACACGCUGCUACACGCCUGACUGUGAAAUCCUCCCAGUCCAAAUCGGAUGCCGUGGGCAUAACCGCCACGCAUGCAAAUGUUACGCUGAACUCAGAUAAACAGGCAAAUGCUUCAACCCACACUGACAAAACACGCGACAACCCCAUUAUCUCAUCACAUCCGCACAGCGGCUCUCACCAAAACUUUGAGUCAUCGUCACUGCAAGCAGGCGCAGCUUCUUCAGCAGCAAAGCCAAACAGGGCCAGCGAACUGUGCACUAUUUGCUUUGAAGAUGUUGCCAGUGAGACACCCUCUGCCCGUCCCUGCCCUCAGUCUGAAGCAAUUAUAAGCCCAUAUUCAAAGUUAAAGCCUGCUGCCCUGCAGUCAGAGGACAGCUUUAUGGUACACUCACACCCAGCUGGUGCCGCUUUGUUACUGCCUCCAUCCCCUCAGUGCUGCAAGUCAGCAAGCCUCCAAGAGAGACUGGAAAGUGUGGAGGCCAGCCUGGCAGCCAACAAAGACAGGAUCCGAACUCUACUUAACAUUAUACAUGACCUGGAGGCAGGCCGCUCUCUCAACACUGGUGGGAGGAGGAGGAGGGGGAGUGCACAAGACAUCCGGAACUGCUCCACCUGCCAGAAGACUGCUUGUGCUAUCUACAGGGGUGGCCACAGCGGAUCAUCUUCCUCACCCUGUCUUGCUCUUCUCUCAAACCUACGAACCUCAUGUCCUCCUUCACCAUGUCCAUAAAUCUCCUCUUUGGCCUUGCUCUCCACCUUCUGCCUGGCAGUUCGGUUAUAUAUAUUCAUAAUCUUCUCCAAGUUACCUGACUAAAAUACAACCAUGUUUUUUUAUUUUACUCAUGCAUUGCUUCCAGGUUUUUCCUGCAGCAGUUUAUAUCAUGCUGCUAGAACAGCUUGUUUAAAACAGGUUUAUUAAAGGUUGAAACAUAAUUCCAAAUUUAGGUCGUCCCAUACUGUAAAAGCACCAUCCACUCAGUUGAACUAACCAGUUGAAAACUGGUCCAACUUCAACUUGGGCUGCAACACUCCUAAUGCUGAAGUCAGCCAACUGCAUGCAUGUUGACACAUUCGGCCUUCAGUUGAAUGACAUGUAACGCACAUCACCCAAAAGAAAAACAGGGGUUAGACCUAGGCCAGGGGGUGGCCCUUUGCUCUAAACAUCAGAUGGCCUCACUGGGAACGUAGCAGACCUAAAGACUCAUGGUGAGUGAAACCAGAGCCACAUGGUGCUUUCAGCGACCUCUUUCUUUGGAACAAGAGGCAGGAAAGAACACACCUGUGUGUCUACAUGCUAUUGACGUGAGCUCCCAUGGCGUAAUAUAGUGAGGAUACGUGGGCUUUUGCAUCCUGUACUGACGCCAAAUGCAGCCUUCCAUGUUGCAUGCUGACACAAAUCAUUUCCUUCACCUGUAACAUUCCAGGCAGGGGACGCGGAGGGUCAUGCAGAGAGUAGGGGGGGACUUUAUUCACUGAUUUGCACUCGAUGCCAGUUACUAUUCAUACCUCUUACAUUCCUUGUGGUGAGGAAUGAAAACCUGAGGAGUGAAAACCUCAACAUGCAAUGGUGAAGGCUGCCAUUGCCUUCAGCAUAGGACGCAAAAGUCCACUUUCCCAACAUCAAUACAUUGGGAUUGGGAUGUGUUGGAAGCGCAUUGGACCCAAAAAGUCCACUUGAAAAUAAUCAGUAUUUGACCUCUCACUGCACUGAGCCAUGAGGAAAAAAAAUUACUGCAGCUCUGGGGGCUGGGCUCAGUGGACAGUAUGAAAAGGGGGCGGGACUUGAAAAUCUAGCUGGGAGCUGGCUCACAUCUUCUCAAGAUCACAUCCUUUAGCCUCUGAUUUGUGACACCAUCACAAACUGGAGAUUGUGCCGUCGCUAUGAAAUACUGUACAUGCCCCUGUAGCGUUUAGAAUCAAGCGCCUACUGCUCAUCCAAUGAGAUGGUUACAGGCUUGUAGGGCCACUGUAUCAUAUUUUUCCAUAGGCGGGGUAUGUUGCAUGCAUGAAGAGUCUUUUUCAAACCCUCGUGUUAACACCAAUGUGAUUUGUCUUGUGUUACUUUCAUCUUUCAUACCUCCUCUGGUCAAAUCUUGCAUCAGGUGCACCGCAGCAGGCACACUCAGCUCUUAUCUGAAGCCGUUUGAGGGAAGAAGGCAGGAAGGCUGAGGGAUUUCUUUUCCCCCAUCAUUUGUAAAAAGAAUAUAUAUAGCCUUGUGUGCUGCAAAGCAAAAUCCAGAACCGUCUUCAUCUUGAUGCAAGUCCUGUCUAUCUACUUACUGCACAAAAACAAGAUAUUUGAAUGACAAUUAGACGCAUUGUCGACUGUUAUUCAUGUGUUUUGAAGAGUGUAAUGUGAGGACAGUUUCCCACAUCCACAUCUUUUGCUAAUCCCCCUCUAAUACACAAAGAUUUUACACGGACAGAAUCUGUAUUUCUCAAGUAUAAAGGACAAGAGUCCGCUGUGUAGGUUGUGUUAUUCAAUCGUCUACAGUCUCGUCUGUAAAAUCACCUCUGUGAGCAGCAAACCCAACCUUUAGGAUCCUCACAUCUAUUUUCUUUGUAUUGCACUUUGCCAGCGUGGAGUAUGACUUCAGGCAGCAGGAAAAGUACUUCACAGAGGUUCUGAAUCAUCCUGGAAAUGAGGCAUCGCAACGCCAUUCGUCACUGCACUUGAGGUGGCUCAAAAGUGUCGCCAAGAAGCUGAAAAAGUCAAAAGCAAAGAGUAAAAUGCUGUGCAAGAGCCUGUUCAAGGGGCAGAACAGGAAGAUCGACUAUCAGUAGGUUACCCACCCAAAUAUGAAACAAGACUAUGACCAGCAACCGGCGUUGGACCCCAUGUGACAACACUGUGUUUUAACAUCUAGGAGGUUCAUUUUUUCCCUUUAUUCCAGAUAGCCUCGUAAAUCCAGUUACCUUGUAGGUAGAAGGUGAGAUCCUGUUUUUAGAUCCAAACUUGGGAACAUAAGCUUACAUUCAACUUUACAUAUUGUAUAAUGGGCCUACACAAAUGUUGUAAACCACUGUGUUUUGAAACAAAUUAAUCCAUGUGGAUAGUAUUCAUUCAUGUAAGAAGUUCAUCUACAACUGUGAAAUGAUGCCAUGCACUUUAUUCAGUUAUGUAUGCAGGAUUUUCUACCCUUAAUUCUUUUGAUACUUAAAGCAAUCCUGUGAAUUUGUCCAGUAAAAUGUUGUACAUGUUCACAGUACGUUGACCUGAUUGUACAUAAAUCCAACUGCUGUAUUUUCCUGAUUAUAUUGGAAGUGACUGUGAAAAAUAAAAG
Molecule: messenger RNA, 5813 nt
Organism: Synchiropus splendidus (mandarinfish)
Lineage: Eukaryota; Metazoa; Chordata; Actinopteri; Syngnathiformes; Callionymidae
Exons: 4
Coding region: 416-3259 (947 amino acids)
Biological process (GO): inhibitory postsynaptic potential
Cellular component (GO): postsynaptic density
Source: RefSeq, a predicted model, not a curated record